AUGGCUAGUGAGGAGAGUUUCCUAGUUGUGGUACAUUACAGAGGGUCGAUUAAGAGAAAAACUCGGUCCGGCGUGAAGUUCACUGAUAAGGAUCCCCUAUGUAUUAUCGUGACGCCAACAACUACCUACGAUGCUCUUGUUAGCUCCGUGCUGGAGAAGUUUGGUCUUGAAGGAGUUAAAAGGGUCAAGAAGUUUUUCUACCGCAUUCCAACAGCGGUGCUCCAUGACACCGUGAAGUUUGAUUAUUUCACAAUCGGUAGUGAGGAGGACUUGCAGGUUAUGUUUCUUUCUCGUAGGCAGUUUCCCGAGGUAAGAACACCAGAGCUGUUGGCAAAGUUGGUUGAUGUGGUAUCUAGCUCGGGUGGUUCGAACCGGAAUGCCAAUACUAUAGCCGCGGUUGCCGGCUCGAGCUCGAGACCUGCUAUUGCUUCAUCCUCUGCUCCUGUGUAUGGGCCACCGAUGCAGCCUGUUGCGUCCCCUUCGUUUGCCGUUGAUCUGAGCGGCAAUGUUGGAGACGAGGUUCGGUAUGGGGAACAUAUUCCCACCGAGGUACACUAUCCCACACCGGCUGGUGUUGGUGAUGGUUUGUUUGAUGAUCCAGAUGACGAUGACGUUGAGCCGGAUAUGAUCGCUGAUGAAAGCGGCGAUGAUGUUGGAACUACUGUUCCGAGAAGGGCUACAGGUGGAUCUAGUUCUGGCACACAGCAGUAUCCACCCCAUUUUUCCUCGUUGGACCUGGAUGCCAUGCGGCAGGACGAAAACGCUCUGCAGCCCUCAGGAUUUGGCGCUAGAGAUACCGAGGGGUCUGCCGGUAUGAACGAGUUCCAGGUUGGCCAACAAUUUCAGGAUAAAGAUGAGGCGCUGUUGAGUGUGAAGACGUACAGUAUCUGCCGAGGGGUCCAGUACAAGGUCGUUGAGUCUGACUACCGCAGGUAUGUGGGAAAGUGUUAUGAGUUUGGGAAUGGGUGCACAUGGCUAAUUCGGUUGAGUCUCCGACAGCGGAAGGGUAUCUGGGAAGUGAAGCGAUACAACGGACCGCAUACAUGUCUUGCCAGCUCCAUCUCCAGCGACCAUAGGAGUCUGGACUACCAUGUCAUAUCCACCUUCAUUACGCCGUCACACUUUGGGUUCAGGCCUACGUACAGGAGGGUAUGGAUGGCAAAGCAGAAGGCCGUUGCCGUCAUAUAUGGGGACUGGGACGAGUCGUACAAUGAGCUCCCUAGGUGGGUUUUAGGAGUUCAGCUGACGAUGCCUGCCACUGUAGCCGUCCUCAGGACUUGCCCUGUUCGAGUUGGGGGACAGGUUGACGAGUCUCAGGUUUAUUUUCAUAGGCUGUUCUGGACUUUCCCCCCUUGUAUCCAGGCAUUCCCUCAUUGCAAGCCUUUGGUGAGUAUUGAUGGCACCCAUCUAUAUGGGAAGUAUGGGGGAACACUGCUAGUCGCCAUUGCACAGGACGGAAACUCGAACAUCCUCCCCGUGGCAUUUGCACUAGUUGAGGGUGAGAAUGCUGAGUCAUGGUCUUUCUUUCUUUCCCACCUCCGUGAGCACGUGACACCUCAGCCGGGUCUGUUAGUUAUUUCAGAUAGGCAUAACGGCAUCAAGGCAGCCCUCGAGGCUCCGGAUGGGGGAUGGCUACACCCUGCUGCGUACCGGGCGUUCUGCAUUCGACACGUUGCAGCGAAUUUUGCCUUGACGUUCAAGGGAAAAGAUGCCCGGAGGCUUCUUGUUAACGCCGCAUAUGCCAAGACCGAGGUGGAGUUCGACUACUGGUUUGACAUUCUGCGCUCUGAGAAUCCGGCAAUGUGUGACUGGGCGAACCGAAUCGAGUAUUCGUUGUGGACACAGUACUGUGAUGAAGGUCGGAGAUUCGGGCACAUGACGACCAAUAUUUCGGAAUGUGUCAACUCAAUCCUGAAGGGGGUAAGAAACCUCCCUGUUUGCUCGCUGGUGAAGGCCACAUACGGAAGGCUAGCUGAGCUAUUUGUCCGUAAGGGUAGGGAGGCCGAGGCUCAGAUGGGUACUGGACAACAAUACAGUCAAUACCUAGUAAAGUGUAUCGAGGCCAACCUGAGGACAGCCAGGUGCUUCACGGUGACUGUUUACGACAGGGAUAACUCAGAGUACACCGUUGCUGAGACGACUCCGACAGGUUCAUUCUCUCUUGGUACGUACAGGGUCUCGUUAGGGUCUAAGACUUGUGAUUGUGGAUACUUCCAAGCACUACAUUUUCCCUGUCCGCACACACUGGCAUGCUGUGCUUAUUCACGACUUACAUGGCAGCCUUACGUCCACGAGGUCUAUCGCCUGAGUUCUGUCUUCGGUGUCUUUCAGAUGGGAUUUACACCUCCCAUUCCAGAGGGUUUCUGGCCACCUUACGCCGGACCUACCGUUAUACCGGAUCCGAGUAUGAGGCGUGCGAGGGAGGGUCGUCCUAGAUCCACAAGAAUUCGCACCAACAUGGGUGAAGCAGAUCCUAACCGGCCAAAGAGAUGUGGCCUCUGCAGGCAGCCAGGUCACACCAGGCGUAGUUGUCCACAAGCCGCAGGCCCCAGCGGGACUGCUGGAAAUCAGUAA
Molecule: messenger RNA, 2574 nt
Organism: Arachis stenosperma
Lineage: Eukaryota; Viridiplantae; Streptophyta; Magnoliopsida; Fabales; Fabaceae
Exons: 1
Coding region: 1-2574 (857 amino acids)
Molecular function (GO): zinc ion binding
Source: RefSeq, a predicted model, not a curated record